Molecule: messenger RNA, 2016 nt
Organism: Fomitopsis serialis
Lineage: Eukaryota; Fungi; Basidiomycota; Agaricomycetes; Polyporales; Fomitopsidaceae
Exons: 2
Coding region: 163-1779 (538 amino acids)
Molecular function (GO): nucleosome binding; histone binding
Source: RefSeq, a predicted model, not a curated record
GUGUCCGCAUUCGACUCGCCUCCUUCUCCUCGUCCUCCAUCCUCGCCCUCCACCCGCCGUGUACCAUAGCCCCGCGCCGCCCAUUUCCGCCGCGCGAGAAAAACAGAGCGGUCGCGUGCCCACGCGCUGUAACAUCUGUCCCACACACACAUCCCGCCCGCCAUGCCCGACUCCGCCACCGAGUACUUCCACACCGUCGUCCCGUUCACCCCGUACGCCCUCCGCAGGCACCUCCUCGCCCUUCCCCACGAGACCCUCAACGCCGUCGACGCCCUUCUGCGCUUCGUCCUCGACGCCCCCUGCCCACCCACCGCCGCCCACGACGUCCGCGCCGCCUGGGACACCGCGCAACACGAGGCCGCCUGGCGCAUCGUCCAGCUCCGCAAGAGCCACCCGCAGCCCGUCCCGCCCGCCAACCUCAAACGCACCCGUGACGACGCGUCCCCCGGACCCGCCCCGUCCGCUGCCGCCGCCGCCUCUUCCUCCUCCAAGCGCGCCAAGACAGACAGCAGCCCGUCGACCGCCGUAUCAUCCUCGUCAACCACGCCGGCCGCAAACGCAGACGCAGACGACCCACCCGUCCUCACCCUCCACGCGCUCUCCCUCUCCUCCCCCAUCCGCAAAAAGGCCGACAUCACCGUCCACAGACACUCCCUCCGCCUCACCUCCGGGCCCCUCGACGCCCGCACGCCCGAGGCCCCGCCCAUCCCACUCGCCGCGCUCCGCCGCGCGUUCCUCCUCCCCACGCGCGGGAAGGCGCGCCCCCACUGGACGGUCCUCUUCAUGCCCUCGGACGUCCCCGUCGCGCCCGGCAAGGCCGGCGCAGAGGCGCGGGGCCGCGAGCGUGCGGGCGAGCAGGCGCCGUCCGUCGCAUUCGGCGUGGACGCGGUCCCGGCGGCGGCGCUGAGCACGUCGACGUACGCGGAGGACGGGAGCGCGCGCACGGUGGCGGCGCGCAAGGGCGAGCCGGCCGAGCCUGCCCUCCGCGCGUUCCUCAGCCACUUCCACACGCCGCCGAUCGAGCCGAGCACGGACGUGUUCCGGAGCGCGGCGGGCGAGGGCGUGGCGGGCGUGGAGGCGUACCGCGGUGCGAAGCCGGGCACGCUCUGGUUCCUGAGCGAGGGCGUGCUCUGGGACGGCCGCCCUGCCGAGUUCUUCGCCCUCCACGACGUCGCCCCGGCGGACGGCGACGACGGCGAGGAGGCGGUCGAGGGCGUGCGCACGAUCAGCGCGACGGGGCGCACGUGCACCGUCGUUGUGCGGCGGGUCGAGCGCACGGACGGGGAGGGGGACGAGGAGGACAGGGUGGUGGAGGUCGACUUCGCGAUGGUGGACGGGAAGGAGCAGGAGGGCAUCGCGCGGUGGGUCCGGAGGCACCGACACCUGUUCGGGCGGCGCGACGCCCCGCCGCGUCCCUCCGGCUCCGGCCAGGCGGGCCCGAGUACGAGUACGGGUGCGGUGGCUGCGGGGGACGAAGACGAGGAGGACGAGGAUGAUGAAGACUUUGUAGCGUCGGAGUCGGACGACGGCUCCGCGACGAGCGAGUCCGAUUCGGACGGGGAGGGCGCGGAGAGCGUGGAGGACGCAGAGGCGUCCGACGCUGAUACGGAGGACGGGGAGGAGGGCGGGCUCGACCCCGCGCACCACCCGCUCCUCCGCCCGGGCGCGAUGCCGAAACGCAUGUCGCGUGCGGCGAUGGAGAUGGUCGUCGGCAUGGUGGAGAAGGACCUCGUCGGGGUGGCGGGCGGCGGGGACGAGGAGGACGAGUUGGCGGAGUGACUGGGACUGAGCGCUGCGCGUGGUUGUGGUGAUGGCGGUGGGUGGACCGGCGCGGGUGCGGACGGUUUGUACGACACGGUGACGGCGAUGUUCACGAGCACACUAUCAUACGGCUAUGCAUGUCGGCUGCAGGUUAUGACACGGAUUUUGAGAGUCGGGCUCUGAUUUGCCGACGGAUAUACAUGACGCUGGACACUGGGACGCAUCGCACGGCCCCUUCUGUCGUGGUCUUUCGCC